GCCAACCAAUGUGCUACGGAUCUUAGAGAGUGAUUUUAAACAUCUUGAGGAAGAAAUCACAAAGGUAUCUCAGGAUGACAUUCUUUUCCUUGAGAAACUAAAACAAGGUAUACAAAGAAAUGUUCAUGGUCAUUACCAAAUGCCUCUUCCCUUUAGGCUAAGGCCCAAUUUGCCAAAUAACAAACGACAUGCUAUGAUUAGGCUUGAGCACCUGAGGAGAAAGAUGAUGAAAGAUGAGUCCUAUAAGAGACAUUACAGUGAGUUCAUGAGUGAAAUUCUUCAGAGAGGAGAUGCUGAGGAGGUACAUGAUGAUGGUAAGGAAGGAGAAACAUGGUACUUACCACAUCAUGGUGUUCUUCAUCCAAAGAAGGCGGACAAACUGCGCGUAGUGUUUGAUUGCUCCGCAACAUAUGAAUGCUGCUCCUUAAACGAUCAUUUACUUCGGGGCCCUGAUCUGAUAAAUAGUCUACAUGGCAUCUUGAUUAGAUUCCGUCAACAUCCCAUUGCACUCAUGUGUGACAUAGAGAAAAUGUACCAUCAGUUCCAUGUAGAUGAGACGGACAGAGAUUUCUUGCGCUUCCUUUGGUGGAAGGAUGGAAACAUUAACCAACCAGCUUGUGAGUUUCGCAUGAAAGUUCAUCUAUUUGGUGCUGCCUCAUCCUCAGGAUGUGCAAACUAUGGCUUAAAACACCUUGCAACUGAAAACAGUCAAUUGUACCCAUUAGGCUCUCAGUUCAUACUCAAAAACUUUUAUGUUGAUGACGGAGUAAUCAGUGUGGAGGAUGCAGACCAAGCCAUCAAGAUUGCUAAUGAGGCUCGAAAACUCUGUGCUAUAGGUGGCUUAAGGCUACAUAAGUUUGUAUCAAACAACGAAGCUGUGUUGGAAAGUAUCCCUGUGUCAGAAAGAACCACUAAUGUGAAAACCCUUGACCUUGCAUUUGAUGAAUUGCCUUUAGAAAGAACACUUGGUAUGCAAUGGGAAAGAGAAUCCGACUGCUUUAAGUUCAAGGUUCAGCUGAAAAAUCAACCUGCCUCUCGCCGUGGCAUAUUGUCUACGGUUGCUUCUGUUUAUGAUCCCUUGGGACUUAUAGCACCUGUGCUCUUGAGUGGAAAGAAAAUAUUGCAGGAAGUGUGUAAGCGUGGCAGUGGAUGGGAUGAUCCUUUAUCAGAUGAACUCCGCCUAAGGUGGGAGCGAUGGAAACGAGACUUGAAUGAUCUGCAGAAGGUAGAUGUACCACGGACUUAUGCACCAACUGACUUUGGGAAUCCUGUCGAAGCUGAGUUACAUCACUUUUCUGACGCCAGUACUUACGGAUACGGUCAGUGUUCUUACUUGAGGCUUAAGAAUAAGAAAGGAAACGUUCACUGUGCCAUGGUCAUGGCGAAGUCAAGAGUUGCACCUCUUAAACCUGUAACAGUCCCAAGAUUGGAGUUGGCAGCUGCAGUCGUUUCUGUUGGAAUGAGCAGUGUUCUCAAGACUGAAUUGGAUUACACAUUUAUCAAAGAAAUGUUCUGGACGGACUCCAAAGUAGUGUUGGGAUACAUAAGCAAUGAAGCACGUAGAUUUCACACUUUUGUUGCAAACCGAGUGCAAAGAAUACGUCACAAUACAACUGUUGAGCAGUGGAGAUACGUUCCAACAAAAGAAAAUCCUGCCGACCAUGCAUCCAGGGGUCUGACCGUGAAGGAGCUUCUUGCCUCAAACUGGUUUACAGGUCCAAAAUUUUUGUGGGAGAAGGAGAUGACUGUACCAGCAGAACCUGUUCCUGAGCUUUUAUUUGGGGAUCCAGAAGUGAAAACCUUUCAUACUUUAAGUACAAGGUGUGUGGAAAGCUUCAAUUUGGCUGAUUGUCUUUCAAAGUUUUCCUGUUGGUCAAAGGCAGUCAGAGGUGUAGCACGUCUUUUAAGAAGAGUCAACAAGGAUAAAUCUAGUCAUCUUAGUACUGUAGCAGAAAGACAAAAGGCAGAACUCCAUAUAAUCAAAUGCUUGCAAGGAAGUUCCUACAAGGAUGAGCUGAAAGAAAUAAAAGGUGGAAGGAACAUCUCAUCACACAGCGCAUUGUAUCCCCUUGACCCUUUCUUGGAUGAAGAUUGUAUACUUAGGGUGGGAGGAAGGAUUGGUCGUUCAAGGUAUUCAGAUUCUGUGACACAUCCUAUAAUCAUUCCUAGGAAUCACCAGAUCACGCAAAUGAUUGUUGCUCACUUUCACAACAAAGUUGCUCACCAAGGAAAGGGAUUUACAAUAAAUGAGAUAAGGUCUAAUGGCUUUUGGAUUCCAGGAAUCAAUAGAGUUGUAACAUCCUACAUCAGGAGUUGCGUCAUUUGUAGAAAACACAGAAGGCCUGUGGAGGAACAAAAAAUGGCUGAUCUUCCUUUGGAAAGAGUGAAUCCGUCACCUCCAUUUAUGCAUACUGGUAUGGAUUGUUUCGGACCCUUUUUCAUUAAGCAAGGACGAAGUGUGCACAAAAGGUACGGCCUUCUAUUGACUUGCCUUUGUUCUCGUGCUGUACAUAUUGAAUUGCUCAAUGAUAUGACAACAGACUCUUUCAUAAAUGCUUUGCGCUGUUUUAUCGCCAUAAGGGGCACUGUCCAACAAUUAAGAUCCGAUCAAGGGAGUAAUUUUGUGGGAGCAAAAAAUGCACUCAAAGUUGCACUCAAGGAAAUGGACACUGAAAGAAUAAAGACUUUCCUCGCAGAGAGGCAGUGCGAGUUCGUCAUGAACGCACCCCACGCAAGUCAUGUCGGUGGCGUGUGGGAACGUCAAAUUAGAACUGUACGAUCUGUGUUAAAUUCCCUUCUUGCACAACAUCCAGGCAUAUUAGACGAUCCAUCUUUAAGGGCCUUCCUGUAUGAAGCAAUGGCUAUUGUAAAUAGUAGGCCACUAACUGUUGAUUGUCUGAAUGAUCCUAAAAGUCUAAGACCCAUCACUCCAAACCAUCUGCUCACAUUAAAAUCAGUUACUGCUCUGCCUCCACCGGGUGAAUUCGUCAAAGAAGAUGUUUACGCACGAAAGAGAUGGAGACAUGUGCAAUAUUUAGCAGAGCAAUUCUGGAGUCGCUGGCGCAAGGAGUAUCUUGCAAAUAUAACUGCUCGGCAGAAGUGGAAUAUAUCUAGGAGAAAUCUUCAAGUCAAUGAUGUUGUGAUGAUUAAAGAGGAAGACUUGCCUAGAAAUGAAUGGAAGCUUGGAAGGGUACAGGAAGUUACUUUUAGUGAUGAUGGACUUGUAAGAAAAUGUAAGGUAGUUAUAGGAGAUUCAAAACUUAAUGCAAAGGGCGAGCGUGUAAACAAACAGUCCAUAAUUGAAAGACCAAUACAGAAACUUGUUCUAUUAAUGGAGGGACAUUAGUGGUUUGGCUGAAAGGUUUGAAAUUAUUUAAGGUUAUUACGAACGUUUUUAAAUUUUGUAUAAUUAUGAAUGUUUUGUAUGUUUUAUUGCUAAUUUAAGGUCUUGUAAAAAGGGUGCACAAAUUUUAAAAAAGACAAAAAAAAUGUUAAAAUAUUAAAAAGAGAAAAAAAAUUGGGAAACAAGAGUUUGCAAAGGGAAAUUAUAUGUGCUUGUAUGUUUUUGCACUUAUAAUUUGGUGGGAGUGUAAAGAAUUUGAGUUUGUGUGUGUAUAAUUUAUGUUUUGAUGCAUUAUUUACUUGUAUUUUUGUCAUGGUAACGGAAGGCUUUUAUUUUGAAAUGUAUGUUCAUGACCGCAUAUAGCGCGAGUAUGUGCUGUAUGUGCUAAUCAAUUCAGAGUGAAACGAGACCCAGAUGCAAACGGUUGUGGCCUCGAAGGUUUACGGUUUACAAAGGCUUAGUUCCUGGUUUAAGUGGAGAACAAGCUCUUACGGUGAUCUUCAGUAAUCUCACGGCAUUUAUGAUGAACAUUUGAAUAAAGCUUGAGGAUCAUCAGUUGAAGAGUCAGUAUUUAUUAAACCAGGGAGCUACAAU
Molecule: messenger RNA, 3937 nt
Organism: Misgurnus anguillicaudatus (oriental weatherfish)
Lineage: Eukaryota; Metazoa; Chordata; Actinopteri; Cypriniformes; Cobitidae
Source: RefSeq, a predicted model, not a curated record